Molecule: messenger RNA, 4177 nt
Organism: Dimorphilus gyrociliatus
Lineage: Eukaryota; Metazoa; Annelida; Polychaeta; Dinophilidae
Source: the annotation of a GenBank genome assembly
AUUCGGAAACGGAAAUGUUAAGUUAUCAUCCAUCUCGUGAAAUAGACAGUGAUAGUACUUCAUAAAAUAUGUCAGAAAACGGCCCAGGAAAAAUAAGAAGAGACAAGGCCAGGACAAUAGGAAAGCCUUACUCUUCUGAAAAGGUACUAAAUAAUCAGUUAAAAAUUUAUCAAUAAUUCGACAUUAGUUACGCGCACAUGUUGAUCCGCCAUUUUUUCUGCUUUAUUUUAAAUCUUAAUUGAAAUUUCGUCGUUCAUCCAAUGGUUUAACUAUGACUUGUAUAUGCAGUGUUAAUCUAAUUUAGAAAAUAACUUCCAGGUUUUCUAUAUUUUUUGUAUAUUGGAUGUUUAAGCUUAGUUAUAGAUCAUCAUUGAUGAAUUGUAUACUACACAUAGAAACGUCCUUUUAUAUUUUACAUUCGCAGUGAAACCAAAUAAUUUAAUGCAUAUUCCAGAGUCUAAUUGGAAGGGUGAAAGAUCGUGUAAAAAACAUGUUCUCUUCGAGUAUAUGGGGACAAGGUCAGGAUAUUUUAAAACCAUCGUUCCUUGGCGCUCUCAAUACUAAUUCACAAGGAUCUAGCGAUUCUGUAGAGAGAAAGUCCGAUGACCACAUUGUUAUCAGUGAUUCCAUUCCGACUGCUUCGGAGAUAUCUCUGCCAUUAAAAUCUAAUAAUGUACUAUCAAUGGCAUCAGUUUCCUCUCAAGCUCAGAAUAUUGCAGCAACGCCAAUUUUUCCUCGAGAAGCUGUUUCGGUAUUUCCAAGAAAGCUGAAUUCUAUCUCACCUCUGGAUAAUUUGCGAGCAGUUGAUAACAACAAGAGAAGCUUCGAUCCACAAUCGACGCUUCAAUUGACGAAACCUCAGCUUAACUCGUCAUUGUUCUCUGAAGGUGCAGGAAAGCAAGCUGAUUUGGCUCCAAAGUCACCUUUUUAUCCCGGAAAUACAACGUUUGGAGGUGCAAGCUCCGUUAUCGGUUCGUAUUAUCCUGCACCAUAUUCGAAAACUCCUAUUCGGCGGAAAGUACAAGCGAAGCAUAUGUCAUCUGUUGCAAAGAAUAACUCGAAAAGCUUAGUUACAAGUUCGACUGCAAAAAGAAUAUUAGAGACACUGGAAAAUAUGUCCAGCCCGGUGACUAAUGCUAAGAAAAUCCCCGUAUACAAUGACCCUGGUAGCUUGACUUUCACGCCGGCUGCCUACAGUCGCAGAGCCAGAUCAAGAUACAGUUUAGAUAACGGUCCGCCUGUAUCAAGUAGAAUUUCAUCCAAGUUAAAUACGACAACUGAUGGCACGUUAUCCAUUGAUAAUUUGAGUGAUAAACCUAUGACAUCGAAUAAAGUUUUAUCCUCUGAACAUACAACAUUGACAACAAAGCCCUUUUCUAUGGAUGAGUCUGCUUUAAAAAAUAUUGAUAAAACGGAAACAAUUGUUCAAGAGCCACCCUCAAAUAGCCUCAAGAUGAAAACAAAAAUAUCCGCACACGCUCAUUAUUCUGCUAAACCUGCAGAUAGCAAUCCAGACUAUAGCUUAUCAACUGCAGUUACAUUGGAUAUUAAAGCAUUACCAAAAUUUGAUUUUAAGAAUUCAACUGCUCCUUUAUCCGAAGCUGAACAGCAGCCCAAAAGGAAACAAGACGAAAGCUCGGGUAAUGAUACAGACAGUAAAAAACCAAAAAUCUUACCUGAAGUUUGUGAACAAAAACCGGUACCUUCAUUUGAGUCUAUAUUUAAAGACUGUCAAAAAACAACUGUUGUUAAGAAACCAUUACCUACUCCUGAACCAAGUGCAACAAAGGAUAAUACAAAGUUUUCUUUUGCUCCUGGAGUAAAACCAUCAAAUUCUUUAACUAAUGCUGUUGAUGUGUCUCUGAAAGAAGUAGGUGAUUUCCAGUUUAAUCGUGGAAUAAGUCCGAUUAGAGCAUCACUAAGCUCCAGUCUUCGGAUCCGUUCGGUUACGAAAAGAAAAAGUGAUGACGCAAAUGAAAAAAGCACACACAGCAGUGACAAUUUAUCAAAUUCAUCUAACAUUAAAUCUCCUUAUAUAACAUCGAUUGAAUAUAUUGUAUCUGAGGUACCCUCAAAACCCGUAAGUUCUCCGUCUGUUUUACCUUCCAAAAAGAGUGAAAGUACCUUAGAGUCACACCAGUCGCUCUCAGUUCCAACAGGCAAAACACAAACUAGCUCUAUUAAUUUUGGCUCCAAAGAAUCAUCUAACACUGAAAAAAGCUCACUGAAUAAGGAUACCGAAACUUCCUGCAAUACCUCUAUAUUUUCGAAAGACAGUAAUGCAUCUAGUACAGAACCUGUUCCUCUGUCAGCUUUAUUUAAGAAGAAAGAGAACACUUGGAACUGCUCUGUUUGUAUGGUGAAUAAUCAGGAUGAUUUGUUGAAUUGUGCGUCAUGUAGUGAACCUAAACCAGGAACAAGCAAGGAAUCGUCUGGUUUUAAUCCAAACACAUCCAUUAAAUUUUCUUCCUUUUUACAAUCUGAUGAUAAAAAAGUAUCUAAAACAGACGAAAAAACACCCUCAGUGGUCGUUAAUCAAGCUGGGGGUUUCAAAAUAGCCCCAUUCAAACCCGAAGAAAAGAAAGAGAAGUCUGUAGAAGAGAGAAGUGAAGAAACAUCUAAAGAGAAGCCAACAGAAGAAAAACCUUCAAAUACCCCCGCUGCAGACACCUCUUUAGCAACCUUAUUUAAAAAAACUGACGUUUGGAGGUGUCCCAGUUGUGACAUUGAAAAUAAAAAUGACGUUACAAGCUGUGUUUGUUGUGGUGAUUCUAAGCCGGGAUCUAAAAAUACUGACUCGAAUUUGAAGAGUGAUUCAGGGUUAAAAUUUUCAUUUCUUGAAUCAUCAAAUAAGACUGAUAACUCAAAUACACCCGCUAAAUCUGCUUCUACACUGGUAUUGAACGAAACUGGUGGUUUUAAAUUUUCCGCUUCAUUGCCAUCUACUGAAUCCUCAUCAUUGGAAACAAGCAAAAAACCAGAGGCUCCUGCAUCAAAUGCCAUCUCAACUGCGUUUGGUGAAUCAUCGGCAAAGAAAUCUUCAAGCCCAUUUGUUUUUGGUCAAACAUCGACAGCCACUGCAACACCACCGACCUUUGUAUUUGGUCAACAAUCAACUAAGCCAUCAGAGUCGUCUGGUAUAGCCUUCGGCCAACCAAUCACUUCUGUGUCAACAUCAGCUUUUGGUCAGCCCUCAUCCGCUACUACUUCCUCUUCUGUACCGUUUCUACAAUCACCAAUUUCAGCUGCAAGUUCCUCAACCUUUCAGUUUAAUGUUGGUGGUUUGAAAUCAACUAGUAGUUCCAGCCCAGCCUUAGCUACAAUUUCAGCUACGUCCUCAGCUCCAAAGGUUACUUCAACUUUUUCUUUUGGAAAACCUCCAGCAGCCUCAACAAGUGAGUCCGAAAUAAGUGGAGGAAAAAAAGUCGAUUUAUUUCAAUUCACAGGUUCUGGAGAUUCGUCAACUAAAAGUACAUCUGGAUUUACAUUUGGAAAGAGCCCAGCACCUGUAAAUAGCUCAAGUACAACAAAGAGCGAGCCUUUUCAAUUUAACACAUUACCAACAAGUUCGCUGUCUUCAGGCCCAUCAUUUACUCCUCCCACCUUUGGUACUCCCAAAGCAGGAGGAUUUGAAGCCCCAAAAUCAACAACUGCAAGCGUUUCAGCAUCUGCUCCAUUUACAUUUGGACAAACAACAUCAUUUGGUUCUGAUUCAAAUAAAUUUGGAGGUUUUAAUAAAGGAGCCACCACUUCGGCGUCAUCGAACAGUUUUACAUUCGGCUCACCAGCGACUUCCGCCUCAACAUUUGGCGGUAGUAAUAAUCCACCUGCGAAUCAGUUUAACUUUGGCGCGCAACAACCUUUAAAUCAAAAUAAUGGAGGGGCAGGAGUUUUCCAAUUUUCAGCUCAAACAAACAACGUUAAUGGAGUGCAACAACCGUCGGCACCUAGCAACAAUCAAGGUUUCAACUUCCAAGCAGCCCCUUCUACCCCGAGUUUUAACUUUGGACAACAAGCUCCUCAAAAUACAUCAAACUUUCAAUUUUCUGGCAACGCCCCGCCAUCAAAUAAUAAUAUGAAUAAUUUACCUUCGACACUGAAUCCGUUUAGUGCAAGUCCCUCAGUUGGUGGAAAACGACAAAUUAAGAAAGCAACGAGAAAAUUACCGAGAAAAUAA